Molecule: messenger RNA, 1598 nt
Organism: Dicentrarchus labrax (European seabass)
Lineage: Eukaryota; Metazoa; Chordata; Actinopteri; Moronidae
Product: tetraspanin-19
Exons: 8
Coding region: 364-1335 (323 amino acids)
Cellular component (GO): membrane
Source: RefSeq, a predicted model, not a curated record
UUCAGACACAUGACUCAUCAACCUUUGGUGAAGUUGUAAAUAUAUCUGUCUGUUUCCUUGUUCCUGGUUUGUUGCUCCAUUAGCUGCUGAAAGGCAUGAUGGGAAAGGAAGUAAACAGCAGCAGGAUUGAUUGUGUGUGUGUGUGUGUGUGUGUGUGUGUGUGUGUGUGUGUGUGUGUGUGUGCGUGCGUGUGUGUGUUUCCAUGGCGACGGUCAGGUCAGUUUAAUGUGUAGAGACAAUGAGGAAGUGAACUCUGAUCUCAGGUGUUAUUGUGACUCAGACUCGGACAGAGAACAGGACUGAAGAAUCUGCUGUGGUUUAACGGAAUCGGACCUGAUAAAGACCUGGACCUGCUGUGGAGAGAUGAAGCUGGAGGUGCGGAUUCAGCUGCUGAAGUUCUGCUCUCAGGUCUUUAACUGCGUCUUCCUGGCUCUGGGUCUGAGUGUAGCCGGAUGUGCAGUCUGGAUCCUGUUUGGCACAGGAAGCCUCCUCACCAUCCACCCGUCAGAUGAGCUGCGCACUGUGGGGGCGGGGCUGUUGCUGAUUGGUGGAGUGGUGCUGCUGGUUGCUCUCAUUGGAUGUUUGGGAGCUGCUGGAGAGAAAAGAAUCCUGCUGCUGAUGUACAUGGGCUUCCUCAUCGUCCUGGUCCUGGGUCAGCUGUUUGUCACACUGUUGCUUCUUGUAAGCAAAGACAAGAUUGAACGGACUCUGGAGGACACAGUGGAUCAGAUCAUCCUUCAGUACAGAGGAAGCAGUGAGAGUACGGACAGAUUCAUGGACGACGCACAUCGAUAUGGCGCGUGCUGUGGCAUAAACGGCCCUGCCGAUUGGCUGAAGAACUCUUAUAUCAAGAGUCUGAACCUGACCAAUCCAGAUGUACUCCCUUGUUCCUGUUUUAGCUCGUAUCGUCCCAGCUUUAACUCGCCCUGGUGCUCCGAGCUGCUCAACUUCACUGCCCCAGUGUACGGACGAGGAAACACCUCGUAUGAGCAGGGAUGUAAAGAGAAGCUCAGUGAUUGGCUGCAGGAAAACGUUUUGACGGUCGUUGGCAUGGAUGUCGGUCUCAUGUUAAUCCAGGUCGUUCAGUUUGUCAUCAUGGUGUACCUGUACCGCGCGUUUGGCAGAAAUGCCGCUUUCAAAAGACCUCUGGUUGACCCUGACCACUCCCACCUGGACCACACCCCUGAAGAUGAGCUGGACUAUGGAGAGCAGAACUACGCUUACAUAGAGCCUGAUGAUGGUUACAUAGACCCCAUCCACCCAGAACAUCACCAUGACUACCUAAACCAUGUAGACCCCGCCCACCUGGCUUAUCACCAUGACAACCAACACUGAAAUUAUGGCACCGGAAGCCAGCCCAGGAUAGUUCUUCUAAUCUAUACUACAAAUAAUGACAACGUCUGUAUUUAUAUGGUUGUAACUGAAACCCCAGAUGUUAAAGGAAUUUUAAGAUAAUGUUUUUAUGGAAUCUGAUUAAUCGUUAUGUGACGUCUAGAAUAAAUUAAAUAUCACAUAUGAUAUGUGUAUAAAAAAGAAACACAGAUUUGAACUAAAACAUUUUGUUAAAUAAAGCGGUGGUUUGUUGGAUUGUUUUAUAA